Athene cunicularia (burrowing owl) is the source of this 2181-nucleotide messenger RNA. RefSeq names its product WD repeat domain 45B (gene WDR45B). Gene Ontology annotation, molecular function: protein binding; phosphatidylinositol-3-phosphate binding; phosphatidylinositol-3,5-bisphosphate binding. The transcript is spliced from 9 exons. The coding region runs from base 41 to 991 and encodes 316 amino acids. Gene Ontology annotation, biological process: autophagy of mitochondrion; protein localization to phagophore assembly site; protein lipidation. The record is from RefSeq and is a predicted model, not a curated record. NCBI's taxonomy places the organism in Eukaryota, Metazoa, Chordata, Aves, Strigiformes, Strigidae. Gene Ontology annotation, cellular component: cytosol; phagophore assembly site membrane; extrinsic component of membrane.
UAUAUAUGUGCUUUUUACUACAGGAUGCUUUGCAUGCGGAAUGGAAAACGGAUUCCGAGUUUAUAAUGCAGAUCCACUCAAAGAAAAAGAGAAGCAAGAAUUUCUAGAAGGUGGUGUUGGCCAUGUCGAAAUGUUGUUUCGUUGCAACUAUUUAGCACUAGUGGGUGGAGGAAAAAAGCCCAAGUACCCACCUAACAAAGUAAUGAUCUGGGAUGACCUGAAGAAGAAGACUGUCAUCGAGAUAGAGUUUUCUACAGAAGUCAAAGCAGUUAAGCUGCGAAGAGAUCGAAUUGUGGUAGUCUUGGAUUCGAUGAUUAAAGUUUUCACAUUCACACACAAUCCCCACCAGUUGCACGUCUUUGAAACCUGCUACAACCCUAAAGGUCUCUGUGUCCUUUGUCCAAAUAGUAAUAAUUCUCUUCUUGCAUUUCCUGGAACACAUACUGGGCAUGUGCAGAUAGUGGAUCUCGCUAAUACAGAAAAGCCUCCUGUAGACAUCCCGGCCCACGAGGGAGUCUUGAGCUGUAUAGCUUUAAACCUGCAGGGAACAAGAAUUGCAACAGCAUCAGAAAAAGGGACCCUCAUAAGAAUAUUUGAUACUUCAUCAGGGCAUUUAAUCCAGGAGCUACGAAGAGGAUCACAGGCAGCCAAUAUAUACUGUAUUAACUUCAACCAGGAUGCUUCCCUCAUCUGUGUGUCCAGUGACCAUGGCACAGUACAUAUCUUUGCUGCAGAAGACCCCAAAAGAAAUAAGCAGUCAAGUUUGGCCUCUGCCAGCUUUCUCCCCAAAUACUUCAGUUCCAAAUGGAGUUUUUCCAAAUUUCAGGUUCCCUCAGGCUCUCCGUGCAUUUGUGCCUUUGGAACAGAGCCAAAUGCUGUCAUAGCAAUAUGUGCAGAUGGCAGCUACUACAAGUUCUUAUUCAACCAAAAAGGGGAAUGCUCCAGGGAUGUCUAUGCUCAGUUUCUAGAAAUGACGGAUGACAAGCUUUGACUGAGGUGAGGGGAGUGCAAGGGUCAAAGUCCUGCCCUGGCUCUUCCAGGUCUUUGGAAGGACAGUGUAUGAAUGUCCAAUACUGAUCAAGAAGUUCAGCAGAUCUCAUGGAGAAGCCUGGCCCAACAUGAUCACAACGAGCUCUGAAGUAGUGGACUACAUAUGUUUAUUCUCAUUUCUGCAAAUAUUCAUCAUUAAAAUCUCUUUGGGUUAUGGUCAUCAACUCCAGUUUUCAAGAUGUGGCUUUCAACAAGCUUGUGCCUAUUGGGUUUCUCUUAAACUGUGAAAUGACUUUAGAUUAAACACGAGUGCCUGCCACACAGGGAGAUCUGCGGGAGGCUGCGCGUGUGUACGACUGGCCUUAGAAAAAGGGGUGUGAAAACAGAAGACUUUAGGCAUGGCUUUACGUCCCUGGGACGGCUGGGACUGGGGGGAGCACUGUGGGGAGCACUCGCACAACCCCAGGGGCCGGGAGCAGGAGUGCUGCCCCCCCUGCCCAGCCCCGGAGCAGGAGGAGAGGGGACAAGCGCAGCCGCAGGCACCUGGAGCUUGGACCACGCUCGGGGGGGACCGUCCCGUGGCCGGGCCAGCGCUCAGCACCAGCUGUCCGGGUGCCAAACUGGAGGGAGGAGCUGGAGGCCGCUGGGCUCUGGCUGAGCCACAAAACGUCCCCUCAGGGCGUGGAGCCCCUGCCCCAGCCAGCGUCCGGCUCGGCAAUGGCUUUAAACUUGCAAACUUUUUUAUUUUUUAUUUGAGAUGUUGCAUACUAAAUACUGUUGGCCUAGAGACAGGUAGGUUAGACUAAACCGACUGACUUGUAACCUCUUUCCUGAACUGGUGAUUUGGCAACAAACGUUUACUGCUGACCUGAGGCACAAGAGACUAAACCAGGAACUGAAAUAGACACAAGCUCCGAUCUGCUGCCGGGGAGGGCAGUCCUGCUCUUCUGAAACUCAAUUUCACAGAUGCUUCACAUCUGACAUGCCUGUUCACUCUAAGAUUGUUUAGCUGCAGACUCUCUAACUUUGACAAGUUUCUUUUAGUGUCAAUUAACAUACUAAGGACUAACUUCUACGCAGAUUUUGAUGUCAAGGUUGCAUGUUGCUUUUAUGUGUAUUUAAUCACAAAUUGUUUUGCACACUUAUUUGUAAUAUGUUAUUUCUUUUAAAUAAAAGUGACUAAUUUUGCUG